GUUUAUAUCAGCCCCCAUCACCGUACAAGGCGACUGUUUUGAUCAUCAUGGUGUGGGAGGUGGUGACCAGUAAGCCAAAACAUCAGAGCGGUGGACACACAGCAGUGGUGAUGGAUACAGGUGGAGAACAGUUACCUGACCUGCUCUGCUGUGAAGAACGCCUCCCCUCCUCCCCUGGCUUCCCCACCAGUGACAGCUAUAUGGAGUACGACGACCUGCCAGACCUGCAGGAGGUUCAGGAGGAGGCAGAGCCAGCAGUCUACCAGGUGGACGUGGGUGUGUCUCACCAGGAGCGACAUGCACACACAUACCCUCCUGACACACACUGGCUGACGCAACUGGCCCACAUUGCCACGGGACCUCAGAGCCCACUGCUGCAGGAGCCGGCCCCCAGCAGCUCCUCCUUGGCCUGCCUCUCCAGCACCAGCAGUAAUCUACAUUCCUACGCUCGACCUCCCCCCUCUCUCCCAAGUUGCACCACGUCGCCCCCCAGAGGGCGUGGUAGGGAGCGCCUCCGCACCAGGAAGAGCAGGGAACCAGCUGUGUCCUCCCUAUCCUCUCAGUGUGACGAGGAAGACGUUGGCUGGAGCUUCUCCUGCCCCCCCACCGCCUGGCACUGCUUCCUCAAAGGGACUCGUCUGCGUUUCCACAUUGGCUCGAACGUGGACUGGCAGGACGUGGAGGACCUGGACUAUGCUGAGGAAGACUCUGGUGACGACGAAGGAUCCAGGUCUCAGAAGGGUUAUGGCCCCGAGGGUCUGCAGCUGGUGGAGCAUUCAGAGACUGUGUGGUCCGGUCAGGCUUUGCUACAGCUGACAUUUGACCCCGGGGCGCUCGGACAAGCUGUCGUGAGUGCCCGCUGCCAACUUGACCACCCCUUCUACGUCAAAAACAAAGGUUGGUCGUCAUUUCACCCAAGCCUGACCGUGGUGCACUAUGGGAUACCGUGCUAUGAAAUGGAGGUGGGUGAUGUGUGCCUGCCUCCAGGACACAGAGAAGCCAAACACACCGACGACUCGCUGGUGUUUGACACAUUCAGGAGUUAUGACUUCACUCCUCUGGACUCCUCUGCAGUCUACGUGCUGAGCAGCAUGGCCAGGCGGCGGCGUGCCUCCCACUCCAGCGUUUCUCCAGACAGAGACACGUUACAAGACAACCACAGUCCCGGUCCCUCCCCCUCACCAUGUCCCAAGCCAACCAAAACCCAGCAAGCCAGCGCAGCAGGAAGUAAUAAUGCCCCACCCAAUAAGUGCAAGCGGCCAAUGAAUGCCUUCAUGCUGUUCGCCAAGAGGUUCAGGGUGGAGUACACACAGAUGUACCCUGGCAAGGACAACAGGGCGAUCAGCGUCCUACUGGGGGAGCAGUGGAAGAAAUUGCGGAGUGAGGAGAAACGGACGUUCACCGUACAGGCCAAAGCCCUCGCUGACGAGCAGAAAAGACUCAACCCAGACUGCUGGAAACGCAAACGAACCAACUCUGGUUGUCAGUGAAACUUAAUGCUGCAGAGAAGAAGGACCUGUAGCAGCACACACACAUUCUCACACACACCGAUAAGUAGGAUUUAAUUAAGUGUUUCUAAAUGUUCUAACUUCUAAAAACAAUAUCUGCUUCUUUGAUUUUAAUACUUUUAAAUCGUUGUCCGUUUAUAGUCAUCAGAACUUUUUAAUAUUAUAUAUAUAAUUUAUAAUGAUUUUACAAUGUGUGAAUGUGACAAUUCAUAAAAGGAAAAAAAGAGAUUCUGGUUAUUUUCAGAUUCUCAUCAUGUGCUUGAAACAGGGGGAAGGGUGUGGUGCUGUAGCUUUUGGGGUGAAGUAGAAAAUGUAGCCAUUUCCACUUAAAUAUAUGUUAUAUAUAAAGAAAUAUGAAUUUUUGUAUUGCCUGUAUUACUUGCAUUUGCGCAGUGUAUUGCACAAGACUACAUAUUAUUAUUAACUUUGAAAUUUAUCGUGAAAUAUUUAGUUUUAAAACAAAUGUACGCCACACAUUCUUAAAUAGUAGCCUUUAUUUACCUCUCCUUUAAUAAGAGAAGAGGCCUUUAUUAGGUUGGUCUGGCUUCGUUCACCACUUUAACUUACCUUUCAUUUGUAAACAUUUAAAUAUGAAUAAAUAAGUGUUGAGUUUUCACUAAAAGUCGCUUGAGAAAGGCAAAACAUGAUUCAAAAGAGAAUAAAUACUCCCAGUUUGCCCUUAUAUUCCUACUGCAUAACGAGGUUCAUUCUUGACGCACUAUAUACACUUUAUCUUACGUGACUGCUACAGUAUAUUGUGUCAUACCAAUGUAAAGAUAAUUACAUGAUAAUAUAUAUUUUUGGUUUUGACUUAAUUUGUUGUAUUGAUUCUUGAACUUGAUCAGGGGAUUUCAUACAAUGUUUCAUAAUAUAAAUAAAUAAAAGCAUGAAAAAUCUGUC
Messenger RNA from Eleginops maclovinus (Patagonian blennie), 2408 nucleotides. Its product is annotated as HMG box-containing protein 1-like. The record is from RefSeq and is a predicted model, not a curated record. Gene Ontology annotation, biological process: regulation of transcription by RNA polymerase II. NCBI's taxonomy places the organism in Eukaryota, Metazoa, Chordata, Actinopteri, Perciformes, Eleginopidae. The coding region runs from base 48 to 1490 and encodes 480 amino acids. Gene Ontology annotation, cellular component: nucleus. Gene Ontology annotation, molecular function: DNA-binding transcription factor activity, RNA polymerase II-specific; RNA binding; RNA polymerase II cis-regulatory region sequence-specific DNA binding. The transcript has 13 exons.